Molecule: messenger RNA, 822 nt
Organism: Lolium perenne
Lineage: Eukaryota; Viridiplantae; Streptophyta; Magnoliopsida; Poales; Poaceae
Source: RefSeq, a predicted model, not a curated record
AUGGGCAAGAAGAAGAGCACCAGCGCCUCAGACGCGGCCAAACCGAUUUAUGCCACAGUCGAUGCUGUGGUAGAUUUCGCUGAGCAGUUCACCCGACUAGAGGCUGAAAACGCCAAGCUUUGGAAGACUGUCAAAACUUCGGCUGAUCAGGUGCUGGAGGCCAACAGGCUUGCCACCGACGCCAAGAAUGAAAAUGUCUUGCUGAAGGAGGAGUUGAAGAAGCUGAAGCGGCAGAUGAAAGAUGAACAGGACGCCAGGCGUGAGGCUGCGGUUGCAACCGAUAAGAAGGAAGGCGUCCUCCGUGAAUCCAUCAAGGAUUUAUUGGUCGUAUCUUCUGAUAAAUCUGAGGAGAACAAGAAGAUCCAUGAAAAGGUCGAGGCGAUGACUGACGUUGCUCACCCGAAACACGAUUUAUGGUUGCAUCGUCCGAAGGCUGUUAUCGUGGCGAAGUUUGAGCAUCGGGUAGAGAAGCUGCAUUACUACUUUGAUAAAUUCCACGCUUAUCUCACGAUGCCAAUUUACGCUACAGUCGAUGCUGUGGCGGACUUUGCUGAACAAUUUACUCGCCUAGAGGCCGAAAAUGCCCAACUUCGGAAGGCUAUCAAGUAUUCGGCUGAUCAAGCGGUCGAAGCCAACAGGAUCGCUGUCGAUGCCAAGAGUGAGAACGCCUUGUUGAAGGAGGAGGUAAAGAAGCUGAAGCGUCAGAUGAAGGAUGAUCAAGAUGCCAGGCGUACAGCGACGGCUGCAAUUGACGAGAAGGAAGGUGUCCUCCGCGAAUCCAUCAAGGAUUUACUGGAGGCCGCCAAUUUAACUGUCAGCUGA